CGAGACCCUGAAUACUGUUAUUGUGGACUGUAUGACAGUGUAAAGAGUACUGCCUUUGGUUCUCGUAGUGUUUCGAAGGUUUUUCAUCUGAUGGAAAGGAAGUUCUCUUGUUUUAGAAUUUUUUCGCAUUUUCCUUGAAAGAAGUUAUUGGUAUUUUUAUUACGCUUAACUCCAUUGGUGUUAUUAUUUGCUUAUGUGUAUUAAAUGUGAAUCAUGAAAUAUUGGGCACUCAGAUUUAGUGCAUGUUAGCAGAACACAUUGUAAAUAGUAAGUGUACAUAGUGUUUGUAAAGAUGAGCUCUGGAAGCCGAUCCACCUCCCGAGGUGGAAAAGGAAUUAAAUCAGAAGCAUCUUCAACAAGUAAACCACAGAAAACAGAUAUUAAAACAGAAUCACCGAAAGCACUUGACCAUAAUCCUAAAACACAGCCUACAGCGGAACAGAUGCGAAUUGCACAGAUUAUCGAUACUAGGACAGAAGACCCGGACCUGAAGGACAAGAUCAAACAAGUUAUGGAUGCAACUCGUAAAACAGAGGAUGAAGUAUGCACUGCUCUACAUGACUGUGAUAAUGAUCUUGACAGGGCAGUGAAUAUGCUUCUUGAAGGAAUGGGCCAGGGUGAAUGGGAAACGUCAGUAAAGAAAAAGAAAAAUCGACAACCUAGCACGAAACCAGAGUCGGCUGUAAACAACCGGGAUGUUGAACAGGAAGACUGGGGCCAGGAGAGAGAAUCAAAUGUGGAGAGAGAGCGCACACGAGGCAGAGGUGGAGGCCCUCCCCGUAUGCGGGGUCGUGGAUCACUGGAUAAUCGUGGCUGGCGUGGUCGAGAAAACAAGGAAAAUGAGAAGAACUUGGAAGAAGGUCGUGAAGGGUACAGACGAGGUGGUGGGAGGAUGAUGAAUGGACCAGGAAGGUCAGGCAGGGGUGGACGAGGAGGUGGCAGGCUUGGUCCCCGAACUUUCCAAAACAGAGAUAAGGGGGGGUUUCCGAGAUCCAUAGAUACUUGGAACAAUCCAGGUGCAGAUGAGAACACUGGUGAAUCCCUCAAAAUGGAGAAGUGGGGUGAUGACUUCCCAUCACCAGAAGACUGGGAUAAUGAAGAGUACACUGGAUCUCUGGCAGACAGUAAAGUGUUUACUCCCAGUGGUGGAGCACUGGAGUCAAUAACAAACUCGGAAUCAUUGGUUGUUGAGUCUACUAACCCCGAUCUCUCAUCUUCACUGACAGUUCAGAACUUGUCAAGUAGUGUGGCAUCAAGCUCAAGUCAGAUGUCACAAAGUCUCGAUCUCCACCAGCCUCCCAGUCAGCUGUCACAACCUUGGUUUCAGAGCCCAGUUCCUGUUGUGGUCGCACCUUUGACUGCAGUCCCGUCAGACUACUUGAGUCAGCUAACACAAGCAACUGAAAAUUUAAAGUCUGCUGUAGGAAUUGGUACUAGCAGCUCUGCAGCGGUAGCAGCAGCAGCUGUAUCUUAUGGCACAUCCAGUAGCAGCUAUCCAGUUACAUCAUCGACAGCAUAUCAACCUCCGAGUCCUCCUUCUGGCUUUACUUCCACAUCAGCAUCGUUUUCCACUUCAAAUUUCGUUGGGUCUGCAAACAGUUAUGGAAACCAAAUGCAGGAACAAAAUUUGGAAUCGUCAUCAGUUACAGCGCAGUGUCCAACUCAGACAAUACCAUCACGACCAAAAACACAGCGACCAAGGGUUCCUCCUCCUUCAAAAAUUCCUCAGAGUGCUGUGGAGAUGCCUGGUGAUGCGAUAAACAGCAGUAUUGGUUAUCUGGAUGUUCAGUUUGGAGGUCUUGAGUUUGGCAGUGAAACAAGCUCUUUUGAAACAACCACGGAGCAAUCAAAAUAUCCCAGUAGUGUGUCUGGGUCUGUGCUGGAUUCGAUUCCAUCUCCUAGAACUACUUCCAACUUAGAUCUGAGUGGUACAAAUCAAACAUCUGUUUUAGAAGCAUAUUCAGGAACAUCACAGAAAGCAAGCCAACCAAGCAUUGCUUCAGCAUUGACACAAAAUCAGAAGCUGUCUGCUGCUGAUACGAUGCUCUCAACCUCUGAACAUAAAGUAAGUCAGCCGAGUUUCUCUCAGAAUCGGAGCUCUAACUCGGCAGGAUUGGAUAUGGAUAAGACUGAAGUGGGUCUCUCUUAUUCUGCUCCAAACACUGUGACAUACCAGACUUCAUACCAGAGUCAGAAGUCCAGUGGAACAGGAUACCAGCAGGCAUCUGGCUACUCAUCUAAUUACUCUUCCACCCAGGUUACAUCAUCCACGGUGUAUCCAACAAACCAAUCUCAGAUGAGCUACACAUCCAGUGGGACAGUCUCAAGCUACAGCAGCCAGCCCACAGCACCUAGCUCAGCAUAUCCAAGUAAUUCCUAUUCCCAGGCUUCUGCCGGAGUUGCCUACCAGACUGGUCCCACCUCAUACCCUUCCAUAAGUCAGUGUGUCAAUUCAUUCCCUAGUGGUACACCCUCAUACCAGACAACAGGUCAGUCUGUAUAUGGAAGCUCAACUCUUGGUGGCUCUGUGAGCUAUGCUGGAUCCACAGGUGCAGGACAGUACCAAAACAAUUAUGGGGGUAAUGUGGUGACGACAUCUCAGAACCAUACCAAACUCAGCUCCACACUCAACACUGGAACCAAAGAAGCUCAGUAUGACACGACAACAACAGCAAAUUCUAACUUAAGCAGCACAAAUGUUACUACAACAAACAGUGGUCUUUCAACAAAUGUCAAUGCAUCUCCUGCACUAGGGCUUGCGAGUAGCAGUCAAACUGUGAACACAACUUCUACCAAAGUAACAAGUUCCACAGGUAAGAGUGGUGUGGUUCCAAAUAUCCCACCAGGUGUUCCUCCCAUGCUUGGCACACAUCAGUAUAUCAUGAGCCAAGGAGGUCUUCCCUACUUCCAGCAGCCUGUGUACAGCUAUGAGGACAUCCAGUUGCUUCAGCAAAGGAUACCACAUGUGGCACCAGGGUAUUAUGAUAUGGGUUUCCAGGCUCCAACAAGCUUAGCUACAGGGAGAGAAGGAGGCUUGGCUAGUGUAGCAUAUUCCAUGUCUGAUGGCCGUUUUACGAGGGCAGACAACAAUGCCUCUCCAGUUCCUUCUACUCUUUCACAGCAGAGUGCCACGCAGGCACACCAGCAGCCCAUGUUGAAUCCUACAGCAUUGCCUCCAGGUUAUGCAUACUUCUAUGGAGGAGGAAUGAUGCCAGGCAGCUUUCAGUAUGGAACGCCUGCUAUUUAUCCGAUGCCUCCAGCCACGAAUGCUCACGGCAGCGCAAGCACUACACAGUAUCCAAAGCCUGGAAGCUAUGGGUCUGGGUAUGGUUCAGGUUAUGAUGGUCUUGCGCAGAAUCAAGACUAUGGGAAAACUGGCUAUGUGUCAAGCAGCCAGUCUCAGAGCAAGGCUGGAGUAGGUGCAAAUGCUGGAACAACUGGCUCUUCUGCAACAGAUCUCAGUGCAACUAUGUAUGGGAAAUCCCAUGUUACUUUGGGCAAGGUGAAUUCAUAUGAGAAACAGGGUUUCCAUUCAGGGACACCACCCCCAUUCAGUUUACCAGGUAGCCAGAGCACACCCAUGGGGCCCAGUGGUACUUAUCCGCAACAUCUCUUUAUUCCUGCCAUGGCACCACAUCAGCAACACCACUCCACUCCUCUUAUACAUCAGCCUCUGCAUCAGAUGGAGAUGAGAAAUCCUGGAAGACGUUCGGAAUCUGGAAGUAGCUCGAAUCAGCGCUCCCAAUCUUCGGCUCAGCCAAAUAAGUCUGGUGCCAAGCAGGGUUAUAGUCCUUCUUACUGGGCCGCCAAUUGAGCAGAGCAAGGCAGGUUUGGUGGAUGGGGGGAAUAUUGGCAGGUGCUUUGUGAAUUAUUUACCGUAUAACAGUUCAUGGUAUUUCAUACUUUGUGCAAAUCAAUCAUUGAUGAUUAAAACAUUUUUGUCCACACUAAGAUUUUUUUAUCUAUAAAAAUAUUUUAAUCUGCAAUGUAUUAUUUACACAAACUAUGUCCAAAAUGUGCUAAAGAGAAGACAACAUUAUUUGGAAAUUGAGCUCACAAUAAAUGUAAACUAUUUCUUGAUGGAUUGAACUUUUGUAGGUCACAUUCUGCUCUUGUAGAUGUUUAUGUUGUCAUUCCUUUGGUUACAAGGAGCCACUUUUCCAGUAAUCCUUCAGCACAUUAAUUUUGUGUGUUGUGGUAUUUUGUGUUAGCUUCAAGUAACGUGUGUAGGAGAAUGUCAUGCAUUUGUAUAAUGAGGGACUGUAGCAUUAUCAUCCCUUCUCUUGUAUAGAUUGUUUGAUUAUUGAGGAAUUAAAUGAAAUGGAAAUAAUGUUAAACCACCUUGUUUGUAUUACUUUAUGAUAUAUAUCCACCUGUACCAUCAAGCCUGUAGAAAACGUGUAGAUGAAGUCUAAUUUCUUGAGCAUAGAAUUCAUUGUUUUCAGAAGGCUGUAGUUCUUUUUACUUUCUUUAUCUCUUUUUGAACUUGAACAUAUAGAGUUUUGUAUAUGCCUUCUUGGCUUUUUGCACCCACAUUAUGUGUUCAAGUUUAAUUGGACUUGUAGUGUGAUCCUUAAUGUACUUUGAGAAUUAUAUCUCAAACUGUGUAUUAUAUGUGUAGCCUAGUAUUAUUUUGUAAGUGCGAUCAACAGUGAAUAACUGAAAUACUAAAUAUAAUGUGUACUAUUUUUCCUUCUGUAUUUUCUAUUGAAUUUUUGUAGUAUGCAAGAAUAAUUUGCUGUCACUGGUUAUGCAUAAGUAAAUAAACAUUAAUAUUAUUUCAUGGUCCUUUUUUUGGUGCAAGUGAAAAAUGCCUCAGUGGCAAGAAUUUAAAACUUGUAGUGAUACGAGAAAGUAAGUUAUAGGAACUAAUAUAAGCUUGGUAUAAGAAUCUGGUGCAAGAACAUAAUUUAUUAGAUUCGCAGUGUUCAAGGACAGCAAUUAUAAAGUGACUGAUUUUGUUUUUGCUUCUAUUUGAUGUGUACAGUUCCUUUGCUGCAAAUGAAAUUGGACUCUUGGUGUGUUGGAUACAAUUUUUUAAGAGCUGAAAGAAAGUACAUAUAGCAGUACUAAUGAAAGAUAUUAUGAAUAAAUGAGUGGAAUUUGUUUGGAUA
Molecule: messenger RNA, 5114 nt
Organism: Cryptotermes secundus
Lineage: Eukaryota; Metazoa; Arthropoda; Insecta; Blattodea; Kalotermitidae
Gene: lig
Product: protein lingerer
Exons: 19
Coding region: 293-3814 (1173 amino acids)
Cellular component (GO): nucleus; cytoplasm
Molecular function (GO): protein binding
Source: RefSeq, a predicted model, not a curated record